GCCCGGUUCAAAGGGUGAGUGUCUCCCCGAUGUACCAGAAUGCUAGUGCUCGUAUUCAUUAACUCCAAAAGUGGUAGUCAGUUCGAUAGGGUUCUCCUUAUCACAUAUAGUUCUCUUCUAAACAAAAACCAGGUUGUUGAUUUGUUGGAAGAGACUCUUGAUGCUGUGUUGCACAGAUUGUAUCUCAAUCUAGAAAAACUCAAGCUUAAUGGUGAUGAAUUGGCUCUUAGGAUUCAGGAGAAUCUGAGAAUCAUUGUUGCAGCUGGGGAUGGCAUAGCCGGCUGGCUUCUUGGAGCUGUUUCGGAUCUCAAAUUAUCUCAGCCACCACCUGUUAAUGUACACCUCCUAACCCACUAA
This is a messenger RNA of Camellia sinensis, 357 nucleotides long. Its product is annotated as diacylglycerol kinase 1. Gene Ontology annotation, biological process: signal transduction. Gene Ontology annotation, cellular component: membrane. The record is from RefSeq and is a predicted model, not a curated record. Gene Ontology annotation, molecular function: ATP-dependent diacylglycerol kinase activity. NCBI's taxonomy places the organism in Eukaryota, Viridiplantae, Streptophyta, Magnoliopsida, Ericales, Theaceae.